Salvia splendens (bonfire salvia) is the source of this 327-nucleotide messenger RNA. RefSeq names its product vignain. The transcript has a single exon. The record is from RefSeq and is a predicted model, not a curated record. Gene Ontology annotation, molecular function: cysteine-type peptidase activity. Lineage: Eukaryota; Viridiplantae; Streptophyta; Magnoliopsida; Lamiales; Lamiaceae. Bases 1 to 327 code for a protein of 108 amino acids. Gene Ontology annotation, biological process: proteolysis.
AUGUUAAGAAUCAACGCCGCAUUCGACUACAUCGCCAGCAACGGCGGCCUGUCAACCGAGUCGGACUACCCCUUCGAGGAGGCCGACGGCAGCUGCAGCCCCGAGCGGGCGGGCACCCGCGCCGGCGAGAUCAGCGGGUACGAGAGUGUCCCGGCCAACGACAAGGCGGCGCUGCUGAACGCGGUGGCGAACCAGCCCGUGACCGUGGGAAUCGACGCCGGCGGGGCGUUCAAGUUCCACCGCAGUGGCGUUUUCACGGGAGAUUGCGGGACGAAUCUGAACCACACGGUGACGAUCGUGGGCUACGGGAGAGUGGCGACGGGAUGA